Bubalus bubalis (water buffalo) is the source of this 2511-nucleotide messenger RNA. RefSeq names its product cytochrome c oxidase assembly protein COX18, mitochondrial. Gene Ontology annotation, molecular function: membrane insertase activity. NCBI's taxonomy places the organism in Eukaryota, Metazoa, Chordata, Mammalia, Artiodactyla, Bovidae. Gene Ontology annotation, cellular component: mitochondrial inner membrane. Gene Ontology annotation, biological process: protein insertion into mitochondrial inner membrane from matrix; mitochondrial respiratory chain complex IV assembly. The coding region runs from base 101 to 1126 and encodes 341 amino acids. The transcript has 6 exons. The record is from RefSeq and is a predicted model, not a curated record.
CGCCGGGGUUGCCGGCGCAUGCGCGUAGCGGCCUAGGCGGAGCGGUGCGAGCGCGCGUGGUCCGUGAGGCCGGCGUUUCGGACCCAACCCUGGCGCAGAGAUGCUGUGCCGGCUCAGCGUUAGGUGGCUGCGGCCCCGGCCUGCCCUGCAGGUCCGUGUCCUGGACCCAUUGCUCUCACGGGCCCCAGCGGGCGGCGCCAAGAGCUCUGCUCUGCCAGUGUGGGCGGUGGCAUCGGUCUCCGCAGUUGGCCCGAAAGGCGCGGGAGGCUGGUACGAGGCCUUGGCUACCUCGGCGCCGGUGCAGGGCGCAGAGGACGUGCUGCUCUUCGCCCACACCGCCUCGGGCCUGCCCUGGUGGGGCAGCAUUCUCCUCACCACCGUGGUCCUGCGCGGGGCCGUCACACUACCCCUGGCUGCCUACCAGCACUACAUCCUGGCCAAGGUGGAAAAUUUGCAGCCAGAAAUAAAAAACAUUGCACAACAUCUUAAUCAAGAAGUUGCAGUUUGUGCACAACAGUUGGGAUGGUCCAAGAGAGUUGCCAGGCUCACUUACCUAAAGACUAUGCGGAGGCUUGUUUCAGAGCUCUAUGUUCGGGAUAACUGCCACCCCUUCAAAGCAACUGUGCUGGUCUGGAUUCAGCUUCCAAUGUGGAUCUUCAUGUCUAUCGCUCUCCGAAAUUUUAGCACAGGGGCAACACAUUCAGAAGCAGGUUUUUCUGUUCAGGAGCAGUUAACUGCUGGCGGGGUCCUAUGGUUUCAUGACCUCACUGCUCUGGAUUCCACUUGGAUUCUGCCUGUCUCCGUUGGCGUCAUCAAUUUAUUAAUAGUGGAGAUUUUUGCCCUGCAAAAACUUGGAAAGUCUCGUUUUCAGACGUAUAUUACGCACUUUGUUCGUGCAGUCUCAGUGUUGAUGAUUCCAAUAGCGGCAACAGUACCUUCAUCAAUUGUCCUCUACUGGUUGUGCUCCAGCUUCAUGGGCCUUUCACAGAACUUGCUGCUCCGUUCUCCUAGGUUUCGCCAACUUUGCAGGAUCCCGUUGACCAAGUUAGAUUCAGACACUCCUUAUAAGGACCUCUUGGCUGCCUUUCACUCCAAGUUCAUUUCAAGAAAAUCACGUACUUUCUAGUAAUUUUUGAAACAAUUACAGGUUUCACUGUUAAUGUAUUUAGAAGAUUUAGAACUUCAGGUAUGAUUUAAUUUGCUUUUGUUUAAAAUCAUGAACUCUGUAAGUACUAUGGAUUAAGAUAUAAUCCAGAUAUAUAUAACAAUACUUAAAAUCUUUUCACUGCUAAACAUGUAGUAUAUUUAAUUGUAUGCUAAGACUAUAAAAGUGGAAUCAAAGUGUCAGGCCCUGUUUAUAAAAUUACAAUUUGCUAGAGAUUCCAGAACUUUGGAGAACAGGACUAGAAAAGUGUAUAAAAUAAGAGAAUCCAGUGAGGUGAUUUCUAAAAUUUGUAGGAUGUGGAGGAUUGUAGACCUGUUUGAUCUUUUAAUAAAGCCAUAGUUUUCUCUUCAGAAAAGUCCUUGAAAUACAAAUGGAGGCCUUUUUUGAGCCCCUCUCCCAACUCCUGAAGGCCUUCUGGUAAUUCCUGGUUAAUAAAUUAUUCUAAUGGAACAAGUUAAUGUAUGAUUUUAAAAUGAAAGGGACUUGAGAUACAUGCUGUGGAGUAAUCCACACGUGUAAGAAAGUACCUAACAUGGUAGGUGGUGUUGCUUUUCAGCUGUGCUCUGAAAGAAUAUAAAAAGUGUACAUUCCUUUCUCUCUAAGAAGUCUGCAAUACAGGGUAUAGCACUGAGUACUGCUGGAACCCAAAGUAGAAAAUCUUAAGCUAAUCAUAGAGAAUAUGAAGGAACUCAGUAUCUCUGAUAACCUGUUAAGUAAGAAAAAAUUCUGUAUUAGGGUCAAGAUAUUGCUAGUCGGGAGAUUUCUUUAGACUUAUUCAUCUUGAUGUGAUAAUACAUAACAUUGAUGGUCUGAGAAUAUCAUAUAUUACCUAAUUCAUAAUUUCAUAGCUUAAAAAAAGAGCAAAAUUUUAAAAGCUUGAAUGAUCAGGAUAGUAUUUAUCAAGUUUUAAUAAUUACUGAAUACAUGAAAAUACAUUAGUUUCAGUGUUACUAGAAAUUAAACAGUACGUGGAGAAUCAGCUUAUUCAGCCAGAAAGAUGCAUAUGAACAGCAUGUCUUCAUUCAUUAGAGAUGUAAUCAUUGAUCACAUGAUCAUGAAAUAGGAUUGUUCUGUAGAAUUCUGGAGAUGGAGUUGAGUCUUUUCUGUAAUCUCAGAGUACAGUAGACCCUUCUCUUUUGUGAUCCGAAAGCCACAACCACUAAGAGCUUUAAACUGUCAGCAGCUGGAAUCCCAACAAACAGCUGGAUCAAACUUCAUUAGCUGAGAACUUACAUAGCCAUGGGGAGGAAAUGAUUCCAUGAUUCCUGUACAUAAUAACUGGCCUGCCAUCAUUUGUGGAAUACAGUCUAAAAGUAAAAAGGACUAUUAAAAAUCUUUGAACUUUA